This is a messenger RNA of Didymodactylos carnosus, 725 nucleotides long. The record is from the annotation of a GenBank genome assembly. Lineage: Eukaryota; Metazoa; Rotifera; Eurotatoria; Philodinida; Philodinidae.
UCGAUUUGACGAAAACAGAUUUACGGACAAAGCGUAGACCCAGUUUAAAACGAUCGUAGAGCGGGCAAGGAACACACUUUUAAAAAAACCAAAACGAAUAAAAGAUAGAGCGUAAAAAAUACUACAAAGCUAUCUAAAAAUAGUUGUGGUAAACUUUUUUUAAUUAGGCCAAAAGACCAAAAAGCUUUAAUUACACACUGACUGUAGACCCAGUUUUUCAGAAUUGUUUUGUCUUUUAUUCAUCAACGACUGAAAGAAAUUAAGUCAGACUGUGACAGAAAGAUGCAGCGUGAAAAACUAAACAGGAAUAUUGUGAACUAGUUCUCUGUUUCUCUUAUUUUCAGGAAGAAUUUUAAUAUAUACCUCAGAAUGUAGACCCAGUUUUUCUUGUAGAUACAAUUUCUGCUUAUAUAUUUUCAAGCUGAUUUCGACGAAAAGCAUUACUGUCAUAUACCUUUCGAUCAUGACAAGAAAAUGCACCAGCAUCAAAUAAUGAAAGAUCCAGAUCAGAACCAUCACGUAUAUCAAGACGAUUACAAACAAUUAUUGACCGAAGUAAAUUUUCAACGAUUGAUCAACCGGAAGAAGAUGAUCAAUCCACAACAAAAACUGUAGAACUAACCAAAGAUGACGAACAAACAGUGACAAAAGGAAGAAAAAGAAAAGUACCAGUCCCCCCAGUGACCGAAAGACAGUUACGAGGAAGAAAAUUACGAAAAACAUAG